Molecule: messenger RNA, 578 nt
Organism: Mesitornis unicolor (brown roatelo)
Lineage: Eukaryota; Metazoa; Chordata; Aves; Mesitornithiformes; Mesitornithidae
Product: chromosome unknown open reading frame, human C11orf87
Exons: 1
Coding region: 102-578 (158 amino acids)
Source: RefSeq, a predicted model, not a curated record
CCGGGCAUUUCCAGCCAGCGCCCGCCAGCAACCCGGCACUGAUUGAAAUUUAGGCAUCUUCAGAGAGGGGAGGAAGAUCCUCAUCUUCCGAAGCCUCCUCAAUGAGUGCCAAGCUCUCCAAGGAGUUGAGGCUGUCCCUGCCACCUUGUCUCCUGAACAGGACAUCUGCCACCUUAAACGCCAGCAGCACCUGCAUCACGCAAGUGGGUCAGCUCUUUCAGUCCUUCUCAUCCACACUGGUUUUAAUUGUCCUGGUCACCCUCAUCUUCUGCCUGAUCCUCCUCUCCCUUACCACCUUCCACAUCCACAAGAGGAAGAUGAAGAAGCGGAAAAUGCAAAAGGCGCAGGAGGAGUAUGAACGGGACCACUGUGCCCGCAGCAGCAGUAGCAGCAGCCAGCACCCUGGGACGGGGGUGCAGGGAGAGGCCCCCCAAGGAAGAGACAGCCGGCUGGGAAGAACCCCCCAGGACUUGGAGAUUCAGCGCCCCUCUCCCUCAGCAGCCCCAGGCUCCCAGCAAGCACGGGCUUGUUUGGACACAGCUGGUGUGGGUCUCUUGCAGACGGUGAUUUUGUCAUGA